GGCGUUCGGCUGGCAGCAGCCAUGCGCGAGGCGGUCAACUGUUAAAGUCAGUUCGAAAGGGCGGCGCGAGCGAACGAGCGAGCUCCGGAAAGAGCCGAAGAGCCCGCGAACUCCGGCAGCUCGCCGAAAGUUCCGAGCGCGUAGGCGGCUGGAGGGGAGAUCAGAUCGGUCGAGGAGAAGGAGGAUCAUCACCUACGAGGAUCGCGGCUGCCUGGACUGAUUUGAUGAAGUGGUUGGCGAAGAGGAUUUAGCUUGCACCCGAUACCAGAUGGCUGCACCUGAGAUGAAUGAAUUAAACUACUAUCCUCUAACUGGUGUAGGAUGGACCUCGAACCCGAACACCUGUCCAAAGGAAUAUCAACUGAUCACUACGACUACAGAUGGAUCUUCUGCAAACUUUGCCAAAGGCUUUGGUCAGAAAUCGGGCUGUUACCUGUGUGUCAGCUCCUUGCUGAUUAAAGAGAAUCCUCAUGGGGAUGUUGUGGCAGAUAUCCUACUGCUUCCCGAUAAAAGCCCUUUACGUUCAGGAUAUUCAUUUGUUGACGAAUUCGUAGAUUCAAAGGUUACGGUGUCUAAAAAGAAACGUCUAUGCAUUAAGAGAAUCCCAUUUAAAGAGGCUGACACGGCUAUUUUUGAUCUCAAGCUGACAGGGAAAAGCAAGCAGAUUGUGCCUUCAUACACAUGCAUUGGAGAGCUUAGUGGUUUUGUCAUUUGGUGUAGAAAAGGAAGAAUCGCCAAACCAAAACCACUGCCCAAGUCCAGAAGCAUGAGUAAAGAUAUGCAAAGCCUACCACUAGAGAAUGAGAAUACAAAGUCUUUUCAAAGCAAAAGUCAAGAAGAUGAUGCACUUCCCAUUUGUCUAAGCAAGAGGCGAUCAACCUUGGAGGCCAAAGAUACUGUGUACAGCUCGGAGAAUAUUUAUGGAAUCUCAGCAAUGGAUGGUGUUCCUUUUGCUUUACACCCCAGAUUUGAAAAUACGAUGAAUGUACCCAACGUUAAUGUUACAAACGUCCAAAUUAAAAGCCGUGCUGAAAUAGAAAACGAGUAUAACUACAGUUUCAUGACGGAGAAGACUGCAGCUGCUAGACUCCCUCCAACAGCCUCCUAGUGCAUGGAUCAGUGCCAGUCCAAGAUGCAGCCUUCUCACUCACGACAGAUUCUUACCCAUGACUUCGGAUAAAAGCCAUUGAAUUGUGUUUGGGUAUCACUGCAAUAUUUAACUAAACUCCUUCACUUGAACACACAAUGGCCGCAAUAGCCACAAUUUUAUUUUUGGUAAAUGAAUGCAAGGGCAAACACGUCUGCGCAUUGCUGCUGAAACAUCGUUAUUACUGCAGGUUCUAUAAUUGAGUAGGGUCAUUUAUGUAGUGGGAAGGUAUGCAUUAGCUCCAUAAUAUGUAACUAGAAUAGUAAAAUAAGUGAGGUAAAGUUAGUGAGGGAGUUUGAGUAGCUUAGAUGGAGAAUAAGAUUGCAAAGUAAGGCAAUAUGUAAGGUGGAGGGGAGGGGGAUGUGUGUGGUGCCAUUUGGAACAUUUAUAGUGAGGCCUUUGCUUUCAUUGCCAGCUGGCUGGUGUAUCAAGGCAGGAUGUGAAGCAGUUUGAUGUAAUUAAAAUGAAUCAGGAACAAUUUAUACAACCUGCUUAAUUUAAUGCUGUUCAUUAAAAUCUCCUGUCCAAGGAAUUGAUUCUACAUGUGCACAGCAGGCCUAGGUUACCCAAUUACCUGCUCUUACUUCUAAACUCACGAACAAGACCCAAUCAACCCAGGGUCCCGCAAUUGUCGCUGAGUUUGUCAGUACAUCAGUAGUUGUGGUUUAUUCAACCCUCAGUUUGGGUUUAAUGUUGGAAUCAAUCAUGAGACCAGUUGGGGUAAAUUACAUUAACAAUACACUCAAAUGUCUAAAGAUGAAUGUUCAACCUGUAGAUUACCUGACGUUGUACACUUUCCUAUACACCUGUGCUAUGAGAAUCACUUUCUUAAUCUGUUUCAUUUUAAACUUUGCGGUUUACAAAAACCAGGUUUUAAUAAUUAUUAAAGUUGCAUAAAAUAAGCA
This is a messenger RNA of Amblyraja radiata (thorny skate), 2052 nucleotides long. It is a transcript of the gene mvb12a, whose product is annotated as multivesicular body subunit 12A. Lineage: Eukaryota; Metazoa; Chordata; Chondrichthyes; Rajiformes; Rajidae. The record is from RefSeq and is a predicted model, not a curated record. Gene Ontology annotation, biological process: regulation of epidermal growth factor receptor signaling pathway; endosome to lysosome transport via multivesicular body sorting pathway; receptor catabolic process. Gene Ontology annotation, cellular component: ESCRT I complex; cytosol. Bases 269 to 1108 code for a protein of 279 amino acids. The transcript has 10 exons.